CUUGAACAUCCCUCCUUACGACACACCUCACGCGAUCGCACUUGACACUCACACACCGCCACCCUCACAUCCUCCACCCACACCACACCCCUCAGUCAAUCCACCAUCUCCUCUAGAAUCUCCAUCUUAUCACCAACUUUGCAUCUAUCUUCAAAAUGAGCGACUGGGACUCUGUUACGCGCAUUGGAGCCAGACACACUGGUGGCCCUGCCACCCGCGAGACCGUCGUCAAGGGUAAGAGCGCCUUGAACGCCGCCCAGCGCCAGGGUCUCGUUAUCGGCACCGAGAAGAAGUAUGCUACUGGUAACGCUGCCGGACGCUCCGGUGCCCCCGAAGGUCAGCACCUGACCAAGGUCGACCGCAGCGACGAUAUCGUUAAGCCCAAGACCGUUGGCUACCAGGUGGCGGAUGCGAUCAAGAAGCGCCGCAACGAGGAAGGCUACAAGAUGACUCAGAAGGAACUCGCCACUAAGUGCAACACCACCAUCACUGUUGUUCAGGACUUCGAGCGCGGUACUGCUACUCCGGACCAGAAGGUCCUCAGCGCCAUGGAGCGCGUGCUGAACGUCAAGCUGAGGGGUACGGGCAUCGGACAGGAGAAGUUCCCUAAGAAGAAGUAAAUUGAUCGGGGGUGAGCCCGCGGCUUUUUCUUGGGGGAAUGGAGAGUGAAAAUUUGUUGAUUGAUUGAACUUUGCCUUUUUUCAUCACCCUUUUUUACUCUUUCGACGGCUUUUUCUUACGGUUUUUAUUUGGUCAUGCCCCGGGUUUACUUACGACCUUUUCUUUUUCGAGAGACUUUUUCGGAUGUUACGUUAUGAAUGAGAUCCCAUGAUUCUUUACUUCUUUAUCCCCCCAUUCCCCGCUGUUUGUGGUUCUGCUGGUCGGAAGAGCGCUGGCCUGGUAUUUAUAUUAUGAGGGGAGUGUGAUAUGUGAUCUUUGGGGAAGAUGAAAAGAGAAAGAAAAGAUCAUACAUAUUGAUAGAAAUGUGCAUUUUGCGGGUAUUCGUGUCUCUAGAGAGUAUCUUUUGAGUACUCGAAAAUAGAACAUUGAGUUGCGCGUUGAGCACGGAUCAAUAGUCUUGCAAUAGACAAAAACAAGU
Aspergillus piperis CBS 112811 is the source of this 1099-nucleotide messenger RNA. It is a transcript of the gene mbf1, whose product is annotated as multiprotein-bridging factor 1. NCBI's taxonomy places the organism in Eukaryota, Fungi, Ascomycota, Eurotiomycetes, Eurotiales, Aspergillaceae. Gene Ontology annotation, cellular component: nucleus. The record is from RefSeq and is a predicted model, not a curated record. Gene Ontology annotation, molecular function: DNA binding. The transcript has 2 exons. Bases 156 to 620 code for a protein of 154 amino acids.